AAUCCUUUUACACCAGUUACUACACGGAUAACGUGGUCGCAGUAUAACUUCAACAGCAUCAUGUCCCUCGACACCGGCAAUGGAAUCAGAAUCGCCCAAGCAGUGGGGAUAAUAAGCUCUGCCUUUGCAGCGGGCGGAAUCUUCGCCAUAUCCACCUUCUCAAUCCCCAACCUUCUCCUCCCCCUCGGCCCCGAAAUCACCUCGCAAGCAACAACAAAAACAGCCACGGCAGCAUCCCCCAAACUCAUCGCAAAACAAUGGCUCCAACUCUACAACAAGGGCAAAAAGGUCAUGCCGAGCAUUGCGCUCUCCGCCGCCCUGGCGUACGGGUAUCUAGCCCGCGUCGACACCAAGGCGACUUGGUACUACCUUCCUGCUAUCUGGUCCACGAUGGGGAUUGUGCCAUAUACCCUUGCAGUUAUGUCGCGGGUUAAUCGGGCCAUUGCGGGAUAUGCGGAGGGCAGUGAAAAGCCUGUUCCUGAGGGUGAUUUAGUGCGGUUGUUGAAGACUUGGGGGAGGAUGAAUUAUGUGAGGGCUUUGGGGCCGCUUGUUGGUUCUAUUCUGGGGUUCUAUGCGGCUUUUGUGGUUUAG
This is a messenger RNA of Monascus purpureus, 591 nucleotides long. Lineage: Eukaryota; Fungi; Ascomycota; Eurotiomycetes; Eurotiales; Aspergillaceae. The record is from the annotation of a GenBank genome assembly.